Saccostrea echinata is the source of this 778-nucleotide messenger RNA. RefSeq names its product pyroglutamyl-peptidase 1-like. Gene Ontology annotation, biological process: proteolysis. The record is from RefSeq and is a predicted model, not a curated record. NCBI's taxonomy places the organism in Eukaryota, Metazoa, Mollusca, Bivalvia, Ostreida, Ostreidae. Gene Ontology annotation, cellular component: cytosol. Bases 68 to 667 code for a protein of 199 amino acids. The transcript has 4 exons. Gene Ontology annotation, molecular function: pyroglutamyl-peptidase activity.
UGAUGCACAUGAAACAUUGACUUGCUAUUUCAUAGAUCUUAAGUUUUUUUAUCGAUUUGAAGAGGUCAUGGGAAAUGACAAGAGGACUGUUCUAAUCACAGGAUUUGGGCCUUUUGGGGAACAUUCAGUCAAUGUCAGCUGGGUGGCUGUACAGAAUCUGAAACGAAGGAACUUGUUACCUGAUGUCAAUGUGCAUAUUGAAGAAAUUCCAGUAGAUUAUCAAGAAGUCAGCCAAAUUGUAACAGAAUUAUGGGAAAUGGAAGAUCCUCUGCUGAUGGUGCAUGUCGGAGUCUCUGACUUCGUAAAUAAAAUCACACUAGAACAGAGAGCUCACAACACCGGCUACUAUCUCAAAGACAUCAAAGGAAAAACUCCCAAUAAGGAAUGCUGUAGGGAAGAAGGGGAAGAGUGUAUCUGUGCAGGGCUUGACAUGAGUCGAGUCAGUGCCGAGAUCAACAACGCAGAUAACGAGCUGCAAGCAGAGGUUUCUUAUGCUAAGACUGGGAGGUACCUGUGCGACUUUGUUUAUUACAUUUCUCUAUCCAUCAACAAGUCGCGCUCCGCUUUCAUUCACGUCCCACCCCUGAAUCAGCCAUACACGGAAGAUCAGUUAGGGGAAGGUGUGGCUGUGGCCAUUUUUGCAAUGCUGAAGCAAUUGCCUAAGUAAUGGUGCUCAAUGGUGUACGACUUGAAAGGAAUGAGUCUCGAUCUUUUUUUGAAUUUUCAAAAUCCAUUGUUACUAUAUAAUUGGUGCUUGGAAUUCACAAAUAAAGGAUAA